UCUAUAUCUUAAUCUUUUCUCAAUUAUUAAUUAUUAAUAUAUGACAACUACUUAAUUACACUAUUCUUUAUUUGUGUCUGUGUUUAGGGUGUAAUUGAGUGUCCUUGUCCAGAUAAAGAUAUCAGGAGAUUUGAUGCAAAUAUGCGGUUGUUUCCCCCAUUUAUUGAUAAUGAUAUAUGCCCUUUAACCAUUAAAAACACCAUUCUUCAGUCAUGUUACUUGAGAAACACAGAGUGGGCUUGUGGAGUGGCUGUCUAUACAGGUAAUGAAACCAAAAUGGGCAUGAGUAGAGGUAUACCAGAACCAAAGCUCACUGCUAUGGACGCCAUGAUUGACAAGUUGACUGGCGCUAUUUUUAUAUUCCAAAUAGUUGUUGUUCUUGUUCUUGGCAUAGCAGGGAAUGUUUGGAAGGAGACAGAAGCUAAGAAGCAAUGGUAUGUUCUUUACCCUCAUGAAGGUCCGUGGUAUGAACUGUUGGUCAUCCCUUUGCGGUUUGAGCUUCUCUGUUCCAUCAUGAUACCCAUUUCAAUUAAGGUAUCUCUGGAUUUGGUGAAGAGCUUGUAUGCAAAAUUUAUUGACUGGGACAAUCAGAUGAUUGACCAUGAGACUAGCAUUCCAUCCCAUGCAACAAAGUAAGUAACCAAA
Vigna umbellata (rice bean) is the source of this 645-nucleotide messenger RNA. Lineage: Eukaryota; Viridiplantae; Streptophyta; Magnoliopsida; Fabales; Fabaceae. The record is from RefSeq and is a predicted model, not a curated record.